This is a messenger RNA of Hevea brasiliensis (rubber tree), 1611 nucleotides long. RefSeq names its product 26S proteasome regulatory subunit 4 homolog A. Gene Ontology annotation, cellular component: proteasome regulatory particle, base subcomplex. Lineage: Eukaryota; Viridiplantae; Streptophyta; Magnoliopsida; Malpighiales; Euphorbiaceae. The transcript has 6 exons. Gene Ontology annotation, molecular function: proteasome-activating activity; ATP hydrolysis activity; ATP binding. The coding region runs from base 82 to 1416 and encodes 444 amino acids. The record is from RefSeq and is a predicted model, not a curated record. Gene Ontology annotation, biological process: proteasome-mediated ubiquitin-dependent protein catabolic process.
CGGAGCGCACAUUAGCCAUUACAGAAACAUUAGCUAACUUGUUCCCAAAGCUAGCUCAAAUCUCUCUCAGAAAACCAAGCCAUGGGUCAGGGACCAUCCGGUAACCGGCAAGGUCUUCCGGGAGACCGGAAGUCUGACGGAGGCGAUAAGAAAGACAAGAAAUUCGAGCCGGCUGCUCCACCGGCCCGCGUCGGCCGAAAACAGCGCAAGCAGAAGGGGCCGGAGGCUGCUGCCCGGCUGCCGACUGUGACGCCAUUGACGAAGUGCAAACUGAGACUGUUAAAGUUAGAGCGAAUUAAGGACUAUCUGCUGAUGGAGGAGGAGUUCGUGGCCAACCAGGAGAGGUUGAAGCCUCAGGAAGAGAAAGCAGAGGAGGACCGAUCCAAGGUUGAUGAUUUGAGGGGUUCGCCUAUGAGUGUGGGGAACUUGGAAGAGUUGAUUGAUGAAAAUCACGCCAUUGUUUCUUCAUCGGUUGGGCCUGAGUAUUAUGUUGGGAUUUUGUCUUUUGUUGAUAAGGAUCAGCUGGAGCCUGGUUGUGCUAUCUUGAUGCAUAAUAAGGUCCUAUCUGUUGUUGGGCUUCUUCAGGAUGAAGUUGAUCCAAUGGUAUCUGUAAUGAAGGUUGAGAAGGCUCCAUUAGAGUCUUAUGCUGAUAUAGGCGGUUUAGAUGCCCAAAUACAAGAAAUUAAAGAAGCAGUUGAGCUCCCUCUGACUCAUCCUGAACUGUAUGAAGAUAUUGGUAUUAAGCCUCCAAAGGGAGUCAUACUAUAUGGAGAGCCUGGAACUGGCAAAACCUUGCUUGCAAAGGCAGUGGCAAAUUCAACAUCAGCAACUUUCUUACGUGUUGUCGGUAGUGAAUUAAUUCAAAAGUACUUGGGAGAUGGCCCAAAAUUAGUGAGGGAACUUUUCAGAGUUGCUGAUGAUCUCUCUCCAUCAAUUGUUUUCAUUGAUGAAAUUGAUGCAGUUGGUACAAAGAGGUAUGAUGCCCAUUCAGGUGGUGAACGUGAAAUUCAGAGAACCAUGUUAGAGUUACUGAACCAAUUAGAUGGUUUUGAUUCAAGGGGAGAUGUCAAAGUGAUUCUUGCAACCAACCGAAUUGAAAGUCUUGAUCCAGCUUUGCUCCGGCCCGGUCGAAUAGAUAGGAAGAUUGAAUUUCCACUUCCUGAUAUCAAAACAAGGCGACGUAUUUUCCAGAUACACACAUCAAGGAUGACAUUGGCUGAUGAUGUCAACUUAGAAGAAUUUGUUAUGACUAAAGAUGAGUUCUCUGGAGCUGAUAUAAAAGCUAUAUGUACUGAAGCUGGUUUGCUCGCUUUACGAGAGCGACGUAUGAAGGUAACACAUGCUGACUUCAAAAAGGCAAAAGAGAAGGUGAUGUUCAAGAAGAAGGAAGGAGUACCAGAAGGACUUUAUUUGUGAAAAGAUUGAUCUUCUAUCACUUAGAAAAUAGAGAUCAUUCACUAUUGGCUUUUCUUGCUCUGUGUUAAUGUCUUUUAUCCAAAAUCUUUUUUUGAUUUAAAAAAUUCGGUUCUUGUUGCAAGACUUCAUUGCAGAAGGUAUGUUCUGUGUGCUUUUUGUUAUAGUAAUGAUAAUUCUAUUAGUCGAAUUUCGUUA